AUGGUAAAAGUAGUGUUUGCACUUUUGAUCAUUCUAGCUUCAUCCCAUGGUCUUCCUCCGAUUAAUUACCUGCCUUACAAUGAGACUAUUGCAAGAAAGAUGUUGGAUUUGGCCGCAGCCGCAUAUUCGGAUGAACCUCAUUUGUGCUUAUUGAACCGGUUCAAAAGGGCGAAGGUAAGGGGUUUGGGGAGAGAAUUUUGAAUUUUAUUUUUGAAUUCAUCGAAUAAGUUUGCAAAACUACAUAUGUAUACUGUGACAUUGCAUAAUUCAAAAUUUGAUGACGUAGACUUCUUAACAAGUACUGCUCACAUAUUUAUGAGUCCAGUAAAAAGGAGAGAGCAUAUUCUGAGUAAUAUCUGCAGUUAAUUUUUAUGUUUCUUACUGCAAAAAUAUUGUUGUUAGAUUGCAAGACUAAAGACAUGCGGCACGUCAUAAUUUGAAAAUUUUAUUUACCAGAUAAUUUAACAAGGAAAGUACUUUUAUGGGGGCUCCUACUUUUUGACGGGACAUAUCUCAAAAAAUCAGAAAAAAUGUGCUGAUCAAGGGUAUAUAAACCUUAGCUGCCCCUUUUUGGGUUUUUAGGGUGAAAAUGCCCAAAAACUGGCUUAAUUUUCCUACAAAAAGCGCAGGCAUUCGAAACGAUAAAAAGCGCAGUCGGUCUCUUCCUUCGGAAGAGAGUGGUGUGGCCGAGUGGCUAGUGCCGUAGUUUGGAAAUCAAGAGGGGAACGCCGCACGGGUUCGAUUUCCCUUUUGGGCCGAAUCAACUUUUUUUGAAGAUGAAGGUCGGAGAAAUAAAUUUUUGGGCCAAGACUAAUUUAUCACGUCUUAGAAACUCAAUAAACAUCAUUUUAAGCCAAAAUAAAAAUUUUAAACCUGUGAAAAAUUAAGCGAAAUGGGGUUCAUAUAGGACUUUAAGUCAACUUCCGAUUGAGUUUUCACCCCUAAAAACCUAAAAUGGGCAGCUAAGAUUUAUAUAUCCUUGAUCAGCACAUUUUUUCUGAUUUUUUGAGAUAUGUCCCGUCAAAAAGUAGGAGCCCCCAUAAAAGUACUUUCCUUGUAAAAAUAAAACCUCGAAUAUCUGGCUCCCUACCAUGAUUCGACCUCCCUUUCUUUCAGGUUAUUCAACGCUACGAGCUCUUCUGCGACUCUUCAUUGAACGCCACUUGCUCAGCCUACCUUGCUCUCUUGCAUGAAGAAAAUGCGAUUGUCAUCUCCUUCCGGGGUACCAAAGAUGACGUCCAAUUUUACCGCGAAGUCCUUUCCGGGGUAGCGACCAAGCAGAAUUUUUAUGGCUUUGGCAGAGUAAAUAAAUACUUCCACGAUGCAUAUUUGACUUUAUGGCUCAGUGGAAUGGCCGACUUGUUCUACGAGUUGGUGGAGUAUUACCCCGGAUACUCAGUUUGGGUAACUGGUCAUUCACUCGGAGGGGCGUUGGCUACAUUGGCUUCGGCAGAUUUAAUCAGUACGGGGAGGUUUAACACUCAUAAUAGCUUGCAUUAUAAUUUUGGAUGUCCAAGAGUUGGUGAUGACCAUUUUGCACAGAUCUUCGAGAAAUUGGUGAGUAAACAAAAGUUUUUUUUUUGCAAGCAAGCAGUCUUUGCUAGUUCAAUCAAUAUAAGAAUUAUUGAAAAACUUUUCUUGUGUGAAUGAGAUGCUUCCAUCAUUUUUUUGUCGACAGGGGUAUGUAAAAAUCGGGCAGCCGAAAAAAUUCAGAAACUGCGGUUCAAUUUUAUCCUUUUUCAAAUAAACUAAUCCAACGCUUUUAGCUUCCCGACUACUUCAGAAUAGUCCACGCUCAGGAUGCAAUAACUACUGUCUUCCCGACUCUUCUCGGAUAUCAUCAUCACCACACUGAAAUCUGGUAUAAUAACAGUAUGGCCGUUGGUGACAAAUACAUCUCCUGCUACGGCGAUAACGACCCCCGAUGUCCGGUUAGACCAUCCAUGAGCAUGUUUGACCAUCGGCGGUAUUUCGGUGUCCGAGUUCCGGUUUACGGACAAGACGGAUGUGUGGGGAAUGGAGAACAUGAAAUUGAAGGUGAAAUACGGCGUUGAUUGGUUCCCAUAAUUAUUUAGUUUUGAAUUAAAAAUUUGAUGGAAAUAAUUUAUAAUCUUGAUCAUAAUUGUAUUUUGAUAAAUGCUCAAAAAUUUGAUGGAUGAUAAAACUUCCUUUUGAUUGCUGUUUUUAUGUGACAGGAGCACAUUUUUGAUAUUUGUUUUGCAACAAGCGCACGCUUGAUUUUGUGGAAAACAACGCUGGUUGCCGUUGAGAAUUGGCGGUUUGUAAAACGAUCUCAUAUAUUAUAAAUUCAUAAAUGCAAAGUUUUGUCUUAAAACGAACCUCAAGACGAAUAGAUACGUACAACCCGUACGAGUUCACAAGGCACUAUCCCACGCUGCACGAAGCACAUACUCAUUUAGCACAUUAUUUUUGAAAUUUAACUACGUUUACCCCAUAAUUGCGCGUUGCAAUGCAUUGUAAUAACUUUGAUUAUUUUUUUUAAAUUUUCCUAUUCUAGUUGCAUUGCCUUUAAGCCCUUUAAUUUAUAGUUUGAUCUAUCUGAAAUUGAGCAACUUUUUUGUGUGAGGUAUUAAAAAUUGAAGGUAUAACAGUACCAAAAUUUGAUAAGACUAACAGGCCAUCCUUAUAUUUAAGGUUUUAUUCUGGAUGAUUUUAUGACCCUUUAUCUAACGCAUCACAUGCGGUGGCUCUUUGCUUUGUUGACGUUGACUAGACUUGUGGUUGGAAUCGAAUACGAUGAAGGGUUAUCCAGGAAUAAGUUCUUCCCUCUGGCGGCAGCUGCAUAUUCGAACAAACCUGAAGAAUGUUUGGAGAACAAAGUGAUCGGUACGAAGGUAAGAAGAUGACACAACGAGAACAUGAAAACUUUUUGGCAUAUGUUUUCAGGUUCUUGGAAAAUAUGUUGCACCGUGUAACUUGAGAAAGAGCGAUCAUUGUUUCAGCUUUAUUGGUGUAAACCAUAAGGAUAAAGCAUUAAUCUUGUCGUUUCGGUAAGUUUUUGGAGGCUUUCUCUAAAUAUAGACCGAAGUUUAUUGCAAUCCAACGCCUUGCUUUUGACCAAACCAACGAUAAGCAUAAGUAAUGUCUACGGAAUAAACAAUGCUUUUAGGUUUUAUUUUACAGUAAACAUUGCGAGUUUUCGCUAACGAUUUUUUUAGAGGCUCCACCACUCCAGAACAGAUAGUCCAUGAAGUUCUCGACACAAUAGUUAAGCCGGAAGUCCAGACAUUCAAUGACACUAAAGUCGGGUUUUAUUUUUACCAUGCAUUUGAUCAGAUGUGGAACAAAGACAUGAAAGUCGAUUUCGAACGUUAUCAGGCGAAAUUCAGAACCUACGAUAUAUGGGUAGGUAAAAUAUUAGAGCCUUGUUUAAUUGUAUGCCGUUAAUUUCUCCGUUGAAAAGAGAGCUGUAAAGCUGCUUAUGUUGAUAUGGAACCUUUUCAGGUAACCGGUCAUUCCCUUGGCGGAGCAAUGGCUUCUUUAUGCGCCGCAACAAUUGCAUUCGACUAUCCCAAAGCCAGUGAACGAGUAGUCCUCUACACGUUCGGUGAGCCUCGAGUUGGGGACAAAAAAUACGCCGAUUUAUUGGAUAAUCACAUUCCAAAUUCAUUUCGCGUUAUCCACAACCGCGAUGUCGUGGUAAACAUCCCAAUAAUCCAUGCUGGUCAUUUUUGGCAUCACAACACUGCCGUAUUUUAUAAGAAUGACAUGCAAAAUGCGACCGAUUAUAUUGAAUGCAGUGGACCGGACCGGGACUGCACUUUUAAGCAUAUGAGAUUCCAAACCUCAAUUGAAGAUCAUCUGAAUUAUUUCGGGAUGAGAAUCUCGGAUUAUGGAUUGAAUAGUUGCAAGCCGGUGGCGGCAAGGACGUAUGGGACUCCAAGGAAUCUGACAGACAUGGCUAAUUGA
Molecule: messenger RNA, 3930 nt
Organism: Bursaphelenchus xylophilus (pine wood nematode)
Lineage: Eukaryota; Metazoa; Nematoda; Chromadorea; Rhabditida; Aphelenchoididae
Source: the annotation of a GenBank genome assembly